CGGUCUGCUAUUUCCGCCGCCGACACUGUGUCAGAAUACCAGGCCAGCCGCUCAGCUCUUCUCUGCAGCAGGACCUUACCUGUUCCUCGUUCCAGCGCUGUACAGCCUUCCUGCGCCAGCAUCUUUAGUGUCCACAGUCUAUGGUCAUCUCCUGUACUGUCUGCAGUCUCUUGGUCAUCCCCUGUACUGCCUGCAGUCUCUUGGUCAUCCCCUGUACUGCCUGCAGUCUCUUGGUCAUCCCCUGUACUGCCUGCAGUCUCUUGGUCAUCCCCUGUACUGCCUGCAGUCUCUUGGUCAUCCCCUGUACUGCCUGCAGUCUCUUGGUCAUCCCCUGUACUGCCUGCAGUCUCUUGGUCAUCUCCUGUACUGCCUGCAGUCUCUUGGUCAUCCCCUGUACUGCCUGCAGUCUCUUGGUCAUCCCUGUACUGCCUGCAGUCUCUGUCACCCUGUCUGCAGUCUCUUGGUCAUCUCCUGUACUGCCUGCAGUCUCUUGGUCAUCUCCUGUACUGCCUGCAGUCUCUUGGUCAUCUCCUGUACUGCCUGCAGUCUCUUGCUCAUCCCCUGUACUGUCUGCAGUCUCUUGGUCAUCUCCUGUACUGUCUGCAGUCUCUUGCUCAUCCCCUGUACUGUCUGUCUUGCAUCCCCUGUACUGUCUGCAGUCUCUUGGUCAUCCCC
Messenger RNA from Staurois parvus, 675 nucleotides. The record is from the annotation of a GenBank genome assembly. NCBI's taxonomy places the organism in Eukaryota, Metazoa, Chordata, Amphibia, Anura, Ranidae.